Messenger RNA from Vigna umbellata (rice bean), 968 nucleotides. Lineage: Eukaryota; Viridiplantae; Streptophyta; Magnoliopsida; Fabales; Fabaceae. The record is from RefSeq and is a predicted model, not a curated record.
GUAAAAACCUAAACUUUUUUACUUUUCGAGAUAAGUAAUGUAGCAUAGGCUGCUAAUAACAGUUAGAUUAUUAAUAUUUGCUAUGAUAUUUUCUUGUUCUUCAUGGAUGAGAGGGUUUUUAUAUGGCAAUUCUAUUAUUUUGGGCUUUCAAUUAAUGUUGAACUAAGCAUGCUGUUAGCUUAUUUUUCAUUAGUUCCUUUGUGAAAUUAUCUGUAAGUUCUGUUGAAAGGUGCAAAAGCAACUCAAUGGUAUGAGAUUUUGAGUAUUAAACCAUUGAUUUGUUUUUCUUUACUCUAACCAGAAAUUAGAAUAAACAUUUCAUCAGAUGCCUUUCUUUUUUUAUGUACUCAUAAAAUUAAAUCCUCUUAUAAUAUUGUUUUGUUACUAUUCUUAGAUGGCACCAAAGCAGAAGAUUAGAAUCAAGCUUAGAUCUUACUGGGUGCCCUUGAUUGAGGAUUCCUGCAAGCAGAUAUUAGAUGCAGCAAGGACUACCAAUGCAAAAACGAUGGGACCUGUGCCAUUGCCAACCAAGAGGCGAGUCUACUGUGUUCUUAAAUCCCCUCACGUACACAAGGAUGCUCGGUUUCAUUUCGAGAUCAGAACUCACCAGCGUCUCAUUGAUAUACUGUAUCCUACUGCUCAAACAAUAGAUUCACUUAUGCAACUAGAUCUUCCUGCUGGUGUUGAUGUUGAGGUCAAGCUCUAGAGAGAUUUUCUUCUUAGGUUGUUAACUAUCUUGAAUUUGAGGGAAGGUCAACUUGUUAUCAAUAGCCAAAUACAUUAGUCGAUAUCAUGUAUUUCGCUGCCUGAACUUUACUUGUGUGGACGAUGCAAAAUAUUUCACCUUCUGUCUUCAACAAGGUUUUCAUUUAGUCUAUCCCUGAGUUCCUGUUAUUGCACAGAUAUGUGUAUAUCAUAUUCAAUGUUAUGUAAUUCUGAUAUGUCACAAUGUUUUAUUUUUCCCGUUA